Messenger RNA from Aedes albopictus (Asian tiger mosquito), 1946 nucleotides. RefSeq names its product integrator complex subunit 14 (gene IntS14). Gene Ontology annotation, cellular component: integrator complex. Lineage: Eukaryota; Metazoa; Arthropoda; Insecta; Diptera; Culicidae. Gene Ontology annotation, biological process: snRNA 3'-end processing. The transcript has 4 exons. The record is from RefSeq and is a predicted model, not a curated record. Bases 183 to 1901 code for a protein of 572 amino acids.
UGCUGUCAGUUUGGAUGUUGUUUUUCCAGGCAGUCCAGAGAACUUCUCGCCAAAGCCGGUUCAAGUUUAACAUUGUACGAAAUUUGUGUAAAAUCCUAAAGAAUCUUGGUGCAAUUUAGUGGAAAUCAGUUACAAAGUGAGCUCGCGCGGUUAUCGGAAGUGAUCAAAAUCCUCUCCACACCAUGCCAACGAUCAUUGCAGUGGAUGUUUCACUGUCGAUGACGCGGCCAGUUCCGGUGGCGGCUUCCGGAGCUGGGCCCAGUGCCGAGGAUGGGCUGACCUAUCACCACAUGGCCGUACAGGGAGUCAAUACCAUUUUGGAUUAUCUGGCAAAACAUUCGCGGUUGGAAUUUGUAUCACUGAUCGUUUACUCCUCGCUGUACGAAGUGAUCGUGGAUUUCACCCGGGAUUACGAAUCCAUCCGGCAGGCGCUGCACAAGAUCGAACACUAUGACAAAACCAGCCUCGAAAAUGUGCUAGUGGCCGUUAACAACAUGUUCAAAACACACUGGGGAAGCCAGAACUACUGCCAGAUAAUCUUCAUUACCGAUUGCGGUGUCGGACUGGGUCCUACUUCGCUCAAGAACACAAUCAUCAAUCUGCAGAACUAUAAAGCCCAACUCAGUAGCAACAGCAGUGGGGGCACCGGUGCCGGUCCGGUGAAAGUUCCACUGUCCGAGAACCAGUGGAUUGGAUUUUCCUACCCGAGUAAGCUGACCUUCAUGUGUCUAGGUAAUCUGGCUGAUACGGCGUUCAAGUUCGGUUCAAAACUGUACCAGCAACUGUUGGACGUAAGUGGCCAAAACGGACAAGUAUUCAUUCCCAAGUUGAAGAAUCUCUCGAUCGAGGAUCCCAUCGGAGACGACAACGAUGAGUUCAGUAAGCAACUGAACCGCAAGUGCGUGCAGGAACUGUUCGAGAAUAUGUGCGAACAGAACUACAAACAGUUCGAGGCGACCCUUCGGUGUGGCGGGUAUUUCCGGUUGGAUGGGGCAAUCACUAUUUGGCCGGCUCCUUUGCCCUACACCUCCAAGGACCUCUUCGGAGCUGAAACGACAAAAAUCAUCUCCCGGAAGUUGGAGCUAUGCGGAUUCAUCAGUCUGUCGGACAUUGGAUCGCCCAUGUCCGUCAGUCGGCACCUGAUUCUUCCGCGCAGCGAUGGCGACAAACGCCUUUCGACUAAAGACGGUAACCUCAAUACGGAGGAAAAGCUGGAAAACGACAUCAAAGGUUUCUACGCCAAACCGGAUGGCAGCGGCGGAGGGGGCGACAACGACGAGGAUGGAUCCACCGGAGCGGAUUCAACUCGGGAAUCGGUAUGCGUUCUGCUGCAUGGCGCUUUGAAAGUAGAGAAUAUGGCCGCUCUGGUUCUGUUAAACGACAACUGGUAUGGGUUCAUCUAUUCCUACGCGGACAACAAGAAGAAAUCCAACCUGAUGUUGAACGUACUUCCACCGGGGAACGACGUGGUUCCAUGGCUGGGCGAUUUCCGCAAUCUGGGCAACUUGGACGAUGCUUUCGCCGGCGAGAAUCCCAGUUUCCCGAUCAAGGCGGAAAAGAGAAGCUACUCGCAGAACAUCGUGGUCUGGAUACGACAAGCUGGACUACAGUCGGACAUACAGAAAGUUCUACGACAUGCGAAGAAACUUCCGGAGAAGACGCAGCAUUUCUACAAAGAGUUGAAUCGCAUCCGGCGGGCGGCCCUGUCGCUUGGUUUUGUGGAAUUACUCGAAGGUUUGGCACACAUAUUUGAAAGGGAGGCUGCCGCACUGGGCGGAAGUGCCAGUCCGGAUAGUGGAAUACAGUUAAAACAUGCAGCAAAUGAAUUGAGGAAACCUUGCAACAGAGAUUUGAAAGCGGUCAUUCAGGCCAUGCCGACCAAGUAUAACCAGAUAGCUUGAGAAUUGCAUGGGAAAUAAACAUGGUUGCGUAAAAGGUAUGUUUUA